AUGGGAACAUUCAGCAAAGCUCCCCUUAACGCUCCUUCAAAUGCAAACUAUGCUACACAGAUGCCCUACAGCUCUGUACCGGCUAUUCCAGGCGCAUCUACGAUGCACUACGGCUACCCUGCCCCACAGCCACCUCCAGGGCCCUAUCCACCCCCACCACCACAGGGCCUAGGCUACGCCCAGCCAGGCUAUUAUAAUUACCCAGCAAUGCCUCCACCGCCGAUGGCGGUGCCGAUGAUGCCGCAAUCCCAAAUGAAAGCUCUCUGA
This is a messenger RNA of Protopolystoma xenopodis, 267 nucleotides long. The record is from the annotation of a GenBank genome assembly. NCBI's taxonomy places the organism in Eukaryota, Metazoa, Platyhelminthes, Monogenea, Polystomatidea, Polystomatidae.